AAGGCUUCUCCGAGUGUCGUGAGGAGGGCGCUGGGGUGAGAGCGCGGAGGGCCUCCGCUGGGUCGGCAGUGUCAUCUGUCUAGGUAGUGGCUUCUCUGCCUACGGCACGAUCAUGGCUGGAGCGCUGGUACGCAAAGCGGCAGAGUAUGUCCGGAGCAAGGACUUCCGAGACUAUCUCAUGAGUACGGUAAGAAAAUUGUAGCCAUUCUGGGCAUUUGUGGCCUUUCUGCUUUCAUAAAGUUAGAGAUGACUCCCACAGUAGAUGCACUUCUGGGGCCCAGUUGCCAACUGGGGUCUCCCCAUUGCUGCUUUCAAUGACAUGAAGAAAUCUCCAGAGAUUAUCAGUGGGAAGAUGACUUUCGCCCUCUGUUGCUAUUCUCUGACAUUCAUGAGAUUUGCCUACAAGGUACAACCUCGAAACUGGCUUCUGUUUGCAUGCCAUAUAACAAAUGAAGUAGCUCAGCUCAUUCAGGGAGGACGACUUAUCAACUACGAGUUGAGUAAGCAGCCAUCUGCGUAGCAGUGCAAGGACCAGCUCUUGAAAGGGACAGUGCUCCAGUCACUGCUGCAGCCACAGAUCAUGUCAGCAUGAAUAGUCAUGCUGAGGGGAAAACACAGAAUGCUAUCUUUAAUGACCAUGCCAACAUUAUUGAAUAGCCGGGAGUCUCUAAACCAACUCUCUGCUGCCUUAUCAAUGCUAAACUUUAUUUGUCUUCAUCAAGAGUAGUUCAAAAUAUGCAACUAAUUUAAUAAUUUUGAAUGAUGGCUUUAUCUAUAGCAAUCUGUAGUAAUAUAUUAUCUAUUGGGAUUUGUGUAAUAAAAAAUCUAAGGGAACAAAAUUUUAUAACUACAAGCACUUAAGUACUCAAAAUUCUUGACUUUUUCUUUAAUGACAAUAGUAUAACCCUCAGUUGGUAACAUGUCUACACAUAAUUUCCAGUGAUAACAGUGUCGGUGUUUUCCAUAAUGUAAUUAAGAUCUGUAACUUAAUGGCAAUAAAUGGUUUAAAUAUUUGCUA
Mastomys coucha (southern multimammate mouse) is the source of this 1018-nucleotide messenger RNA. It is a transcript of the gene Mpc1, whose product is annotated as mitochondrial pyruvate carrier 1. The record is from RefSeq and is a predicted model, not a curated record. Bases 263 to 520 code for a protein of 85 amino acids. Lineage: Eukaryota; Metazoa; Chordata; Mammalia; Rodentia; Muridae. Gene Ontology annotation, biological process: pyruvate import into mitochondria. The transcript is spliced from 5 exons. Gene Ontology annotation, cellular component: mitochondrial inner membrane.